This is a messenger RNA of Nematolebias whitei (Rio pearlfish), 945 nucleotides long. Its product is annotated as C-type lectin domain family 4 member G-like. Gene Ontology annotation, cellular component: external side of plasma membrane. Gene Ontology annotation, biological process: biological process involved in interspecies interaction between organisms. Lineage: Eukaryota; Metazoa; Chordata; Actinopteri; Cyprinodontiformes; Rivulidae. The coding region runs from base 1 to 945 and encodes 314 amino acids. The transcript has 6 exons. The record is from RefSeq and is a predicted model, not a curated record. Gene Ontology annotation, molecular function: fucose binding; D-mannose binding.
AUGGAGGACGAAGUCAGUUAUUCAUCACUUGUCUUCAAGAACAGUGGCGCAACUCAGAAAGAAGCUGAAACGGCAGCAAACGGUCAGACUCCUCUGAUGUCGGUGUGUUUGGGGAUUCUUUGUGUCCUUCUGCUGAUAGCCGUCAUCGUCCUGUCCGUCAUCAUCUCCAUGGUAAAGAAGGAUCAGGAAGCAACCAUCAGUGACCUCAAAGCUAAAAAUGAUCAGCUGAGUGUGGCGAAUAGCAACCUAACAAAUCAAACCAAACAACUAGUUGUGGAGAAAAUAAACCUAAUGAAUCAGACCAAGCAGCUGAUGGAUGACAAACUAAAGCUGCAGAACAAUAACACAGCUCUAAACUCAACUAUUCUGACUUUAAAUAAUCAGAUCUCUCAACUUCAGAACAACACGAGUGUCCUGAAGAACCAAACUGAGAAGCUGACAAAAGAAAGGAACAACCUCAACUGGACUCUGGGAUUCAUCCUGACCUUCGACACUUUCCCAGUUAAAGUCUUCUGUCCCAACAAAACAUGUCAGCCGUGUCUGGUGGGAUGGAUUCAGUUCCAGGACAAGUGCUACUUGUUUUAUAAUGAAAACUCAGCGUCGGCCUGGAAGACCUGGGACCAAAGUCGACAGUUCUGUCAGAAUAAUUUUUCAGAUCUGGUUGUUAUUAAUAAUCUGCAGGAACAGCAGUUUGUUGGUAAUCUCACCAAGUUCUACUUGGAUGAAUGGCAUGGAUUCUGGUUAGGAUUACGUAAUGUUAACAACAACUGGGUCUGGGUUGAUGGACGUACUGACACUCUGGGGUUCUGGGGGAGUACGAACAUUGCCAAUGAGUCUGUUCUGCUGGUUCCUGGGACACCCCCCACACAGAGCUGGAGGCGUUUAACGUCAUCAAGUGCUGAUAAGUUCAUCUGUGAGCGUGACGCUCUGGUGUGGUCCAUUUAG